This is a messenger RNA of Rotaria socialis, 1071 nucleotides long. The record is from the annotation of a GenBank genome assembly. NCBI's taxonomy places the organism in Eukaryota, Metazoa, Rotifera, Eurotatoria, Philodinida, Philodinidae.
AUGAUACGUUCUUCGGCUUUAAAAAAAGAGAAACAGCUCCGACUGGCUCGAAAUACUUCCAAAUCACGAAAAAUCAUUAACAUUGCUAGAAAAAAUACACGUGAACUACAAAAUUAUUUUAUUUCUAAUAAAAGUCAGUCAACUAGCAAUGAGAAAUUCACGUAUAAAACACGUACAUUUACUGAUCCAUCGUGUCAGAAACUAACAGAUUUUCUUAAACAAAAAGGUACAGAUUAUAAUAAUAAUACACAGGAUUAUUAUCAAAUAAUUCACAACUCAUUUUUGUUGCAACUAAUGAAACAAAAAGUCUGUGCUUCGUGCAAGUUAAUAUGGAAUGGUGAUAUGUCUGUUGCAAAGCGAGAAGGAUUAUAUUGCUCAUUGGUGUUUACAUGUUGCUGCUCUCAUGAGAUUAAAAUUAAUAUAUCUAAACAAUGUCUGAAUACUUCUAAAAGAGAUAUCAAUGUUAGGAGUGUAAUCGGUGCGAAUUUUGCCGGUAUUAGUCAUCAAGGCCUCGUCAAGCUCUGUGCUAUAUUGAACGUACCACUUCCCAUUGAUGAAGAUCAUUUUUCUGAUACCCUCGAUUAUUUACUUCCAACAUUUGAAUCAUACAAGCUUCGGUCAAUGAAAAAUGCUGUCGAAGAAGCUUGCAAGAAAUCAAAUGGACGUAAAAUUACUGUUAGUGGCGAUGAUACGAUGAAUAAUUUUAAUAUUUGCUACAAUGCAUUAUGUCGUGCAUUUGAUAAAGAAAAUGUGAUAGUAUCACCUGGUCUAGUCGAAAUUCUGAAGCCUCACAAUUCAGUGUAUUCAUCUGUGAUUCAUACGAAUACAAAUGAUGCUCAAGCGGAGUGCAGUACUUCAACAAGUAGCGAAGAUGCUAGUGGAGAUGAAUCCGACAGCUCAGAUAACAUCGAUUCGAGCAAUAUAAAUGAAGCAAAACCCAAGCGCCGUAAAAAAAAGACGAGGCUACUAACAAUAACAGCAAAUGCAAAUCUACUCAAUCUACCAUUAUCAGAAUUAGCACUGACAAUUAAACCAAAUCCACUCGACUUACCUCAUGAUCAAAAACAGUGA